AUGGCCGAGGAGCAACUCUCAGACAUGGCCCUGCCAGCCAAGGUGAUGGCUGCAGACAACACUGAAGGCCUUCCACACCAGUCCACCCGCCGCAGCUCCCAGCCUCCAGCCGCGGCACGGGGCACUGAGGAGGGCAAACCCCUACUCCUGCCCUCGCGCCGCAGCUCCAUCCUCAGCACGCUGCCCGCGCCCUUGCCCAGCCGCCGCAGCUCGCUCGGGGCAGCCCCAGGGGGCAGGCGCUCCUCCAUCGGGCCGUGGAUGCUCCACAGCCGCGUGAGCUUCUCCGGGCUCCCCCUUUUCCAGCCCAUCCUCAAAACCCGCCUUGAAAACACUUAUAGGAUGGGGCCGGACACAGGCUGCAAGUUCAAAGUGGGGCAGGUGCAGCGGGUGCUGGAGGAGGCCCUGGCCAGUGCUCUGGAGAGCACGGUCUACAGUCCCCAGGGCAGUGCCCGUCUGGCCCAGAGCCUGGCCGAGCUGCUGCAGGGCCAGGCCAAGGAGGUGGUGCCACCCCGCUACAAGCUGGUCUGCCAUGUGCUGCUGGGCCAGCGGGGCCAGCAGAGUCUGCUGGUGGCCAGCCGGGCACUGUGGGACCCCAAGAGCGACAGCUUUGCCUCCGCCACCUUCUCCAGUGCUUCCCUCUUUGCUGUGGCCACAGUGCAUUGGGUCUACUUUGAGUAG
Messenger RNA from Colius striatus (speckled mousebird), 678 nucleotides. It is a transcript of the gene DYNLT4, whose product is annotated as dynein light chain Tctex-type 4. Gene Ontology annotation, biological process: microtubule-based movement. Gene Ontology annotation, molecular function: dynein intermediate chain binding. The coding region runs from base 1 to 678 and encodes 225 amino acids. NCBI's taxonomy places the organism in Eukaryota, Metazoa, Chordata, Aves, Coliiformes, Coliidae. The record is from RefSeq and is a predicted model, not a curated record. Gene Ontology annotation, cellular component: cytoplasmic dynein complex; cytoplasm. The transcript has a single exon.